Molecule: messenger RNA, 3694 nt
Organism: Monomorium pharaonis (pharaoh ant)
Lineage: Eukaryota; Metazoa; Arthropoda; Insecta; Hymenoptera; Formicidae
Gene: Hexo1
Product: chitooligosaccharidolytic beta-N-acetylglucosaminidase
Exons: 6
Coding region: 1719-3608 (629 amino acids)
Biological process (GO): glycosaminoglycan metabolic process; carbohydrate metabolic process; ganglioside catabolic process
Cellular component (GO): membrane
Molecular function (GO): beta-N-acetylhexosaminidase activity
Source: RefSeq, a predicted model, not a curated record
UCAAUAUAUUAAUGAUAAACUAAGAAAUUGCUGGCAUUUACAAAAAUGCGAUUAUUGUUAUAAAUUAAUCAAUAUAGUUGGAAUUAAAAUUUAUUGUUAUAGAAACUAAUUACCAAGUUGUGAAAAAAAGUAAAGGGAAAUGGGCAUAAUCAGGAAAAUCUCGUUGUAUAUUGAGACAUGAUAAUAAAUUAUCUAUCGAUGUCAAGUACGACUUUCAUGAUUAGUCACAAAACAGAUGUACUAUAGUUUUCUGACGAUUGUAACAUAAAAUUAAUAUAAAAUGUGUUAAGAGUGUGGAUAAUAGAUAUAAACUCUGCAUUCGCAUAUUAUUUAAUUGGUUGAAUAUAGGAUAUACAAGAAUCAUCGUGGUAAUAUAAUUGUCUCACAUAAAAAAUUUGAUAUAAUGAUUACUGAAAAUAAACGUUAAAUAUUCAUUCAGUUGUUUGUCAGUGACAAACAGCUGAAGGAAUAUUUGAAGUUUAUUUUCAGUAGUCAAUAUAUCACGUGUUGCAUAUAUUAUAAUGUUAAAUAAUGUAGCAAUUUGAUAAGACAAGAAGAGAAUUUAAUUUUAGAUACAUAUAGAUAAAUGUUAGUGCGUAAAAACACAAAAAAUUAUUUAUUGUGCUAGCAAAGGAGAGAAGCUGGUUAUGGACUAGAUGUGAGGUUAUGGAAUUCACAAUAUUGCUACUUAAAAUUCCAAAAUAAACAUAAAAUUCAGCGAAAUUUUAUUAAGGGGACCGGUGACGGUUAAAGAUGUCGAAAAUUAACUUGCGUUUAAUUGUUAAUAACAAAGCCAUGGAUUAAUAUAGAACUUUUAUUUUUUGUGGUAUUAACUACAACAUUAUAAAGUAAAAAAAUCCACUCAGAAUCAUUCCAGAGUGAAUAAUUUCGAUAUUUCAAUAUAAAAUAUAAAAUAUGUUGUAUUUGCGGUUUCACCACGAUUUAGGUCGAAUGGGAAAAGAUUUGAAAAAAUCGCAAAAAUAUUUUCUGUCUUGGCUUCUCGAUCUCUAGAGAUUAUACCUGAAAAAUUGAAGAUAAAAAUAAAAUUAACAAGUUAAGUCAGCCAUUUUAAAUUUUUAAAUUCUCUUUUUGAAUUCAUUACUAUAUUGAUCUAUAUAAGUAACUUCAAGUUACGAUAAUAAUAUGAUAAUACGUUAAUAAAAACAAUUAGAUACAAAAGUACCGCAAGUAUAAAUAAGCUUGAGGUAUAAAGCUGAAGCGUUGUAAUUGCGCACACAGCACACAUCUUUCAGAAAGCGUUUUGAAAGAUGUGCUGUAUGGGUGAUUUCAACACUUCCCUUAUAUCACUAAAAUCAUUCUUAUGAUUAACUAAAAAAUUUUUUGGUGUUUAAUGUUCAAUAAAGUAUUAUUUGGUAUAUAAUAUAAUUAUUAUAAUUCAAUAAAAAUCUGCCAACAACGAAACAGGUAAAAAACUCUUGAUUACUAGGGGGUUACGAUUUAUAUUGUACACACACACACACACACACACACACACACACACACACACACACACACACACACACACACACACACACACACACACACACACACACACACACACACACACACACACACUUUAGUUUUCAUAUAAUUUGAGAUAUGUAAUUGCCUAUGAUGCAGCAAAAUAAUUUGCAUUCCACGCGCGUGCCAUUUUUCGCAUAUUAAAGACAUCGGUUUUGCCCCACUCGACUUUUUCUCCCUCUACUUCGCAACACAACAUGAAUGUAAUCUUUGGGCGAAGGAUAAAAUCAUUCUGUGGACGACAAUCGAGCAUUCGACAGUCAGUAGCCGUGGCGAUCACUUUAAGCGGUAUGUUCGCACUACUGAUCGUCGUUCUCGCGCUUCAAUACGGCGCCAAUCGAGCCGAACAGUACACUUCGAUUUGGCACUAUAAGUGCGAUGGCGGCCUGUGCAAGAAGGUAUUAAUCACGGAACAGGACACCAACCCGGUCUCUCUUAGCGUGUGCCAAUUGACUUGCGGUGAUGGUGGUACUCUGUGGCCAAAACCGACAGGACAUAUGUCCAUCGGUAAGACUGUGGUGCAGUUUAAUCCUGACAAUAUUGAAAUAGUCGGAAUUUCCACCCAGACAGUGGUAGGAAAUCUCCUUCAGAAAAAUAUUGCUCGCAUAAAAGAGAAUGCGAAGAAGCUCGGUGGUCCCGUAUCUUUGAAAACUGGUGGGACCGGGUUAACGAUACACUUUAAAGAAGGACUCAAUUCCAGUAGUGCCAAGUUGACCUUGGAAACGGACGAGAGCUAUAUUCUCCAAGUGAUUACGGUCAAUGGGCAGGUGGAAGUCUAUGUCACGGCAAACACGUUCUUCGGAGCUCGACACGCAUUAGAGACUCUCAGCCAACUGAUUGUCUUUGAUGAUUUGCGCAAUGAGCUUCAAAUAGCCAACGAGAUAUACAUUAUAGAUGGACCGAAGUAUCCUUACCGCGGGAUUCUUUUGGAUACUAGCCGAAACUAUGUUGACAAGGAGACGAUUUUACGGACAAUCGACGGCAUGGCAAUGUCCAAGCUGAACACGUUUCACUGGCAUAUCACCGAUUCGCAGAGCUUUCCCUAUGUCAGUAAAACAUGGCCCGAUUUUGUCAAGUACGGUAGCUACACGCCAACUAAAAUUUAUACUUCCGAAAUGAUCAGGGAGAUUUUCGAUUACGCCUUAGUUCGUGGUGUCAGAGUGCUACCAGAGUUUGAUGCACCUGCGCACGUUGGCGAAGGUUGGCAGUGGGUUGGCGACAACGCGACGGUUUGCUUCAAAGCCGAGCCUUGGAAGGAAUAUUGCGUAGAGCCACCGUGCGGUCAGCUGAAUCCCACCAGCGAUAAGGUGUACGAGGUCCUCGAAGGAAUUUAUAAAGAUAUGUUAGAAGACUUUCAAUAUCCGGACAUCUUUCACAUGGGCGGUGACGAAGUAAACAUCAAUUGCUGGAGAUCGCAAAAUAUUAUCACCGAUUGGAUGCAGAAGAAAGGAUGGGAUCUUAACGAAACCAGCUUCUACCUAUUGUGGGACUAUUUUCAAGAGAAGGCUCUGGAGAAACUGAAAAUUGCCAAUGGUGGCAAGAACAUUCCGGCUCUCCUAUGGACCAGCGGAUUGACGAGCGAGGAGAAUAUUAAACAUUUAGAUCCUGCGGAAUACAUUAUUCAGAUUUGGACGCUUGGUGAUGAUCCAACUAUUGGCAGACUGUUACGAAAUAACUUCAAGAUUAUUUUCUCGAAUUACGAUGCUCUUUAUCUUGAUUGUGGAUUUGGAGCUUGGGUAGGCGAGGGUAACAAUUGGUGCGCGCCAUAUAAAGGUUGGCAAAAGGUCUAUGAUAACUCUCCAUUACAGAUGAUAAAAAAACAAGGAUACGGGAAUAAGAAGCAUCUUAUUCUAGGUGGAGAAGCAACGCUUUGGGCCGAACAGGCGGACAGCGCUAAUACCGAUUCAAGAUUGUGGCCAAGAUCUGCCGCAAUGGCUGAAAGAUUAUGGACCGAGCCGGAUUCUAAAUGGCAUCACGCUGAACAAAGAAUGUUGAGGCAUCGUGAGAGGCUCGUCGAAAGAAAAAUCUAUGCGGAUAGCUUGCAACCUGAGUGGUGCUUGCAGAAUCAAGGGUCAUGUUACGCAUAAAUCUACGAUUAUAUUAAAAUUUAUUUUAUUUUGCUCCUAUGCAAUCUUACUGUUUCCAACAGAAUAAACCAUGUUAAUUAAUCAUA